Molecule: messenger RNA, 1676 nt
Organism: Stegostoma tigrinum
Lineage: Eukaryota; Metazoa; Chordata; Chondrichthyes; Orectolobiformes; Stegostomatidae
Gene: akr1a1a
Product: aldo-keto reductase family 1, member A1a (aldehyde reductase)
Exons: 9
Coding region: 208-1185 (325 amino acids)
Cellular component (GO): cytosol
Molecular function (GO): aldose reductase (NADPH) activity
Source: RefSeq, a predicted model, not a curated record
UAUCAAAAUUAGCAUCAACAGUGUGGAUCCAAUUCCUGCACUGGCUGAGGUUACCAUGAAGGAUUUUCCUUCUCAACAUCUCCCCUCAUCUGAGGUGUGGUGACCCUUAGUUCAAACAACCACCAGUCAUCGCUGUAACAACAGAGCAACCCUAUAGUUUUGGUUGUAUUGUUUUAACAAUUCACAGCUACACAACAAGGACUAAAAAUGAGUUGUGACUAUGUUACUCUUGCCAAUGGGCAAAAAAUGCCAUUAGUUGGAUUGGGAACAUGGAAAAGUUCAGCUGGACAGGUGAAAUCAGCAGUCAGUUAUGCCCUUGAAAUCGGAUACCAACAUAUAGAUUGUGCUUUUGGCUACAGCAACGAGCAUGAAAUUGGAGAAGUCCUUCAUGAAAAAUUACAAGUCAAUAAAUCUAUCAAGCGGGAGGAUAUUUUCAUUACAUCUAAACUUUGGAACACCAAGCAUCACCCAGAUGAUGUGGAAACAGCAUGCCGUAAGACUCUGAAGGACCUACAGCUAGACUAUCUAGAUUUGUAUUUGAUGCACUGGCCAAUGGCAUUUGAACGCGGUAAUGUUAUGAUUCCAAAGAAUGAUGAUGGAACAGUGCGUUAUGCUAAUGUUGACUACAAGGAUACCUGGCAAGCCAUGGAAAAACUACUAGAAAAGGGUUUGGUCAAGGCAAUUGGUUUAUCCAAUUUCAACUCCAAGCAAGUUGAUGACAUAUUAUCUGUUGCAAUUUACAGACCUGUGGUUAACCAGGUAGAAUGUCACCCAUACUUGAUCCAAAAGCAGCUCGUGGAUCAUUGUACAAAACAAAAAAUUGUUGUUACAGCAUACAGCCCUCUUGGAUCACCUGAUCGACCCUGGGCUGGCCCUGGUGAUGCAAAACUGCUGGAAGAUCCAAGAAUCCUGAAAAUUGCAGAAAAAUAUAAAAAAUCCCCAGCUCAAGUUAUUAUACGGUGGCAAGUGCAAAGAAAAAUACCAUGCAUACCAAAAAGUGCUACACCCUCCAGAAUUAAGGAAAAUAUUGAGGUCUUCGAUUUCAUGUUGUCAAAGGAAGAUAUGAAACAAAUUGAAUCCUUUGAUUGCAAUGGAAGGUUGAUUGUACCAACAAUGGAAAGAAAUGGUAUGAGAGUUUGGAGAGAUUCAAGCCAUCCAUGCUUCCCUUUUAACGAGCCUUACUGAAGAUGAAUCUACAGAUUCCAAAAAUAUCCAGAACACAUAUUGGAAAUAUUCCUUUUAAAUCAACUUUAAAAUUAAAUCUUCUUAAAUUUGUGGAGCAAUUUAAAAAGAAAUAGGGAAAUAAUUUCAAUGCCAUGGAUAUAAACAUUAAAAUAAUUAAAACUUAACUGAUUUCUACUGGACCUGGUUGGAUAAGGCAAGUAGAGGUAACAAACUUUACUUAAAUUGAUAAUCAAACAAAAUAUCAAUUAUUUCCAAGUAAAUUAAUAAAUGAACAUGGCACCUUCAUCAGUAAUACUGAGUGCAGAUUUUGAGGGAGUAUAUAGAAACAACGCAUACGAUCCAGAACUUCCAACAAGAAUAUACUUGUGUAGGAUAUUUUUAUGCAUACUGUAAUGUAAAAAUGUAUCAUUUUUACUGUCUUCAGCCAAUUAAACAUUGAUUAAUUGUUCAAAACUAAAUGUAAAAGUGAUGUUUUUCUUCAAUAGUAUCAG